Molecule: messenger RNA, 852 nt
Organism: Penicillium manginii
Lineage: Eukaryota; Fungi; Ascomycota; Eurotiomycetes; Eurotiales; Aspergillaceae
Product: acetate uptake transporter family protein
Exons: 3
Coding region: 1-852 (283 amino acids)
Cellular component (GO): plasma membrane
Molecular function (GO): acetate transmembrane transporter activity
Source: RefSeq, a predicted model, not a curated record
AUGGAGCAGAUCAUUAACGUCGCGGAGCUGAAACAGCCCCAGACUGAUACCAAAGCAUUCAGUCAGACGUGUUUGGACAGUCAGAGCCCAACACCCGUGGGCUCACAAACCGGCCAUGACUAUUCUCUUGUCCAUCCCCAUACCCGCCCCCAUUCCCCAGAAUAUCACCAAAUGCCCCCACCUCGUGACCAAGCUCCUCCACCCUCGGAGGUCCGCAAAUUUGGCAAUCCAGCUCCUCUCGGCCUCUGUGGAUUUGCCCUGACGGCAUUCCUUUCAAAUGGCAUGAGUGUCUUUGCCGGGGUGCCAGUCGCGGGUGAAAAUGUUUCUUCGGCACUCGCGUACGGAGGCAUCAUCCAAGUGCUUGUCGGAAUGUGGGAAAUGGCUCUUGGAAAUACAUUUGGCGCUACAUCUUUCUGCUCCUAUGGUGCAUACUGGAUUUCCUUCGCUCUGCUUAAUUUCGAUGGAACCAAAGUCACAGCACAAACUGUCACUCAGGUUUGCCAGAGUGAGAUGCUGAUGGGGCUCUUCAUGAUUGCAUGGUUCAUCUUCACCACAAUUAUGCUUCUGUGCACACUCAAAUCGAGUCUUGCCAUGUUUCUAUUAUUCUUCUUCCUCGACAUGAACUACCUCCUACUGGGAAUCGCAAACCUCCAAUGCGGCGCUACGGGCGAAAUAAUGGCCACGGUGCAAAAGGCCGGUGGAAUUUUCGGCCUCUUGGCUGCCUUUGCAGCUUGGUAUAAUGCAUUCGCUGGUAUUUUCGACAAGAGCAAUGGUUUUUUCACUGUCCCGCUUGGUCACUUCCCCUGGUCGCCACUUAUUCACGCCCAUCAGUCCAAGUUCAAGGAAGUGUGA